Messenger RNA from Papilio xuthus (Asian swallowtail), 775 nucleotides. RefSeq lists its product as uncharacterized. The record is from RefSeq and is a predicted model, not a curated record. The coding region runs from base 170 to 637 and encodes 155 amino acids. The transcript is spliced from 4 exons. Lineage: Eukaryota; Metazoa; Arthropoda; Insecta; Lepidoptera; Papilionidae.
ACGUCAACGCCUUGACAUAAUAUGCUGCAAGAAAAUUAGGUGAAAAUUUACAAAAGCAUAAUAUGCGCCCUGUCUUCGCUUACAGGAGAUAUUCGCAAUACUUUAAAAAUGUGAAAAGAAUUGCCUGGUAUAUUUAUUAUAGUAUAUAGUUUAAGAUUAUAAAUUUAAAAUGUCUACAAAUGAAAGUAACGAGCAAAUGGAAUAUAUUAUAGGAGAAGUAAUGAAUCGGCUUAAUGACAUCUUCCGAACAUCAAUUUUUAUAAUAUUAGCAGCUUUAACAGUGCUUAUAGUUUCCUUCUUAUAUUUAUUGAGACCAUUUUAUCAGUUCCGAACAUCGGCACCAAUGACACAGGUUAGAAGUUGUCCCUGUUUCGAAACAAUUUUGUCAAAUGAGAACUCCUUUAAGGCAGUAACUCGUUCAAUUUUGAAAGAUAAUGACUUAGACAUUAAGCCACGUGAAAUGGCAAACGAUUGUAUCAAAGUUAACUCUAACAUAGAAAAAGAAGCCGAGAAGGUAACUACAUCUAAAGACAGUUGUCAAGGACCAAGCGAAUAUCAUGUUGAUGAGGAUUUUCUAAGAGAAAUAGGCUUGGCAGAGUGUUUCAAACUGCCACAUCUGAAAGAAGUCCAAAAUUAAAUUUAUGAUUAGUGGCGAAACAGUACAGAAAAUGCUUAUGCCGAUAUCAAGCUAUCAUUCAAGUUUUCUUAUAUAUGUUUGAUUUAUAUUUAGUAAUUAUUACUUACGAGGCCUUACUUAUUAAAAUAUUAUUUCAUA